This is a messenger RNA of Dovyalis caffra, 325 nucleotides long. The record is from the annotation of a GenBank genome assembly. NCBI's taxonomy places the organism in Eukaryota, Viridiplantae, Streptophyta, Magnoliopsida, Malpighiales, Salicaceae.
GGUACCAUUACCAGCAAAUGACAAAAAUGUUACCGAGCCCCACCCAUCAAUGCUAGAUUACCGCUCUUCUUGCCAAAAAUGCAAACGUGGGACGCAUGCGAACGUGAGACACAACGACGUCGUGAGAGUUUCUCAAACUAGCGUCGUGUCGUGUCGUAUCCCACCUACAAACUACUGCCACGACAACAUUCAAACCUCAUUAGUAGGCGAAAAAUUAAAAAGUAACGACCAAAAUCUGGUCCUUGAACAUAGUUGUGGUUCGGAUUCCGAACCUAGGGAUGUAACCCUUCUUUUCUUUCGGACCUCAUCAAUCAGCAGUAACUAG